ACGCAACUGCCUGCAAGUUUAGUUGGGUUUCAAAGUAAACUUCCCUCCCCUUAGUCUAAAGUACAUACCUAUUAUUAUUAUGUCGCAUUAUUGUCGUGCUUACCUGCGUUAGGAAGGUCAGGCGGUAACGGACGUUACUGGACGCGGCAAACGACGGUGCAGGAGCACACAGCAACCUUAACUUCGGUGGAUUCAGUUGGCAGUUGCCUUGCCCCUCACUCCCUCAAUGAGGAGCCUUUCGAUGAAUCUGUCCCGAGGGGCCUUGAAAAGACUCCAGACAACCUCAAGACUCAGCAGCGUGCCAGUCCUAACCCGCAGCUCUUUUGUACCCCGGUGUAACUUUCCAGCAGCCGCCAAUCUGAAUUUGACUGGCGCCCACAACAAGCUUGUUGCAUCUACUCCAACCCGGUCCUACGCUUCACUAACCUUGGCCAAAAUGGACGCCGCCGAUCUCAAACACUAUCUCGCCGACUCCCCUCCAACUAUUGUGAGGUUGGAGAUUGAGAAGCAUUUCGAUGCUCUCACGGACCAGCAGAAGAGAUACGCACACUUCAUCAGCAAGGCUGCCUUUGCUGGCACCCGCAUUGUGCUACGACAGAUCUCGCCCGAGUCAGAGUCCAUUUACGACUUCAUUCUAGCUUUGUACAGGAGCUCCGGUGGUGACUGGGAGGCUCUGCAAGCCAAAGCCAAGAUCUCUGACGAGGAGCUCGAUCAAUUCUUGCAGUAUGCUGGCCAAUUCCUUGGCAACAAUGGCAACUACAAGAGCUUUGGCGAUGCCAAGUUCAUUCCCAGGUCCUCCGAGUCUGCUUUCGCUGCUCUGGCCGCCACCGACUCUGAUGCUGAGAAGCACUACAGGGCCACGAACGGCGCUAUCUUCUCCCAUGACCGUUCAGCCUUGAUGCACUUGGGCUACCCUGAGGAAGGUCACAUGACGACCUAUUAUCCAGAAUCUCCAAGCAUCACCAAGGAUGAUAUUGAUGCUGUUUCGGCCUGGAUGGAGAAGCAAGGUCUGCUGCCCGAGAACACCAGACUUCUCAAGUCAAGCGAGGGCAAUUUCCACAUUCUGAUUGCCUCGGCCGAUACCACUGUGCCUAGUGAGGGAGGCGACGUUGGCAAGGAAACCUCGUUCUCCGUCAACGAAGGACCGCUUUCGGGGAAAACUAUCAAACUCAUAUACGGCGAUUACGUUAACGAAAUGUCUGCCAUUGCAGAGAACAUCAAGAAGGCUGCUGAGAAUGGCGACAACGAGACACAGAAGAAUAUGUACAAGGCAUACGCCAAGUCGUUCGAGACGGGCUCGCUGCUUGCUUUCAAGGAUUCACAAAGAUAUUGGAUCAGAGACAAGGGCCCGGCAGUUGAGUCCAACAUUGGUUUCAUCGAGACCUACAGAGAUCCGGCCGGUGUCAGGGGCGAGUGGGAAGGCUUUGCCGCCGUCGUCAACCUCGAGAGAACAAAGGCGUUUAGCGGCUUGGUCAAGGCAGCUCCUGAGCUGAUCCCUAAGCUGCCAUGGAGCCAGGACUUUGAGAAAGACAAGUUCUUGGCACCCGACUUCACUUCUCUCGAGGUGCUUACUUUUGCGGGAUCUGGCAUCCCUGCAGGCAUCAACAUUCCCAACUACGACGAUAUUCGACAGACUGAAGGUUUUAAGAACGUUUCGUUGGGUAACGUCUUGAGCGCAAAAGCACCCAACGAGAAGAUCCCAUUCAUUGCGGAAAAGGAUCUGGAUGUUUACCGCAAAUAUCGAGACGAAGCCUUUGAGGUUCAGGUCGGUCUACACGAGUUGACAGGCCAUGGAUGUGGUAAGCUGCUUCAAGAAACUGCCCCUGGCGACUUCAACUUUGACAAGUCCAACCCCCCGAUAUCCCCCAUCACCAACCAGCCCAUCACCUCAUGGUACGGUCCUGGUCAGACAUGGGGCUCCGUCUUCGGCAGUGUCGCCGGUGCAUACGAGGAGUGCCGUGCUGAGCUUGUCGCUAUGUUCCUAUCGUGCGAUUUCCCAACUCUCAAAAUUUUCGGAUUCGGCGAUGGAACAGAGAACAUGGAUAGUGAAGCCGGCGACUUGCUCUAUGCUUCCUACCUUACAAUGGCUCGUGCUGGUCUUGCAUCGUUGGAGAUGUGGGAUCCCAAGAGCCGUAAGUGGGGGCAGCCUCAUUCGCAAGCUCGUUACUCGAUUCUGCAAUGCUUCUUGCAAGCCGGCGACGACUUCUGCAAGCUUGAAUAUGCAGGUGACGAUGUCAAUGGCUUGACCAUCAACCUGGACCGUUCGAAGAUCCUCACCACCGGCCGCAAGGCAGUGGGUGAGUACCUCCAGAAGCUGCACGUGUACAAGAGCACUGCCGAUUUCGAGACUGGCAGUAAAUUUUUCCUUGGCAUGUCAGAGGUUGACACUGAGUUUUGGGGCCAAAAGGUUCGUGGAGAAGUCCUCAGAGUCAAGCAGCCACGUAAGGUCUUCGUCCAGGCCAACACAUACUUGGACGAGAAGACUGGCCAGAUCACCGUCAAGCACUAUGACGCGACUCCGAAGGGCCUGAUUCAAAGCUGGGCUGAACGUAAUGUCUAGUUCGGUUCGGGUUUGCAUGGUAUCGCAUACAACUGAAUUCGUAUUGCCAUAGCAUAGCAUGCCUUGAAAAAUCAAAAUGUAAAUAAUUGACCUGUAAACACAGUUUGAUUCCUUUCUUA
Messenger RNA from Truncatella angustata, 2679 nucleotides. Its product is annotated as peptidase family M49. Lineage: Eukaryota; Fungi; Ascomycota; Sordariomycetes; Amphisphaeriales; Sporocadaceae. Gene Ontology annotation, biological process: proteolysis. The record is from RefSeq and is a predicted model, not a curated record. Bases 227 to 2560 code for a protein of 777 amino acids. Gene Ontology annotation, cellular component: cytoplasm. The transcript has 2 exons. Gene Ontology annotation, molecular function: dipeptidyl-peptidase activity; metalloexopeptidase activity.